UGCGUCUAUCAUCUGAUUCCGUUUAGACGGUAUACCACAACUAUCAACGUAUCACGAUCCAAGAAUCGCCUAACAAAGUUGCAGCUGGUCGUCUGCCUCGAUCGAAGGACUGUAUCUUGCUUGGAGAUCUUUGUGAUUCUUGUAAACCUGGAAGUUACCGGAGUUUAUUCUAACAACUUCGACGGCGCUCUCAAUUACAAGCAAGGCUUCCCCGUCUUCAAUACCCUGAUACAUGCUAACCAUAUCACAAACAAGGAUAAGAUAGCCAGCAGUCAACUAACUGACGAGGAUGUGAAGGCUAUUCGCGAACUCUCCAAAGACCCUCACAUUGCAGAACGAAUUUUUGCAUCAAUUGCUCCUUCUAUCUAUGGACACGAAUACGUAAAACAGGCUGUUGCCUUAGCGCUGUUCCGUGGUGAAGCCAAGAAUCCAGGAGAAAAGCACAGGCUAAGGGGUGACAUCAACGUGCUUCUCUGUGGAGAUCCAGGAACUGCAAAGUCCCAGUUUCUGCGAUUUGCCGCUCACACAGCUCCUAGGGCUGUACUCACCACUGGACAGGGAGCAUCUGCAGUUGGUUUGACGGCUUAUGUGCAACGACAUCCGGUUACCAGAGAGUGGACGUUGGAAGCUGGUGCGAUGGUUCUUGCCGACAAAGGUGUUUGCCUUAUCGAUGAGUUUGAUAAGAUGUCCGACCAAGAUCGAACUUCUAUUCAUGAAGCCAUGGAGCAGCAGUCUAUUUCUAUUUCGAAAGCUGGUAUCGUAACGUCCUUACAUGCUAGAUGUACAGUGAUCGCAGCAGCAAAUCCAAUAGGAGGACGUUACAACUCAUCGCGUACAUUUGCUGAGAAUGUGGACCUAACGGAGCCAAUCUUAUCCCGUUUUGAUGUGCUGUGCGUGAUCAGAGAUACAGUUGACCCGGUUGAG
Molecule: messenger RNA, 924 nt
Organism: Strongylus vulgaris
Lineage: Eukaryota; Metazoa; Nematoda; Chromadorea; Rhabditida; Strongylidae
Source: the annotation of a GenBank genome assembly